AGCCGCGCCCUCGCCCGCUCGGCGAUCGGCAGCGGCAAGAGCAGCAGCAGCCGCCCGAUCCCGGCUCCGUCCAUUUCAAUCCCGAAGGAGCGGAGCGGAGAAGCGCCGGGCAGCUGCAGAGAGGCCUACAGAAGAUGACGGAGUACAAGCUUGUCGUCGUUGGGGCUGGUGGCGUGGGCAAGAGCGCGUUGACAAUUCAGCUCAUCCAGAACCAUUUUGUAGAUGAAUACGAUCCUACAAUAGAGGAUUCUUACAGGAAGCAAGUGGUCAUUGAUGGCGAAACCUGCCUGUUGGAUAUUCUGGACACAGCUGGCCAGGAAGAAUACAGUGCGAUGCGCGACCAGUACAUGAGAACGGGGGAGGGUUUUUUGUGCGUAUUCGCCAUAAACAACACCAAAUCGUUUGAAGAUAUCCAUCAUUACAGGGAGCAAAUCAAGCGAGUAAAGGAUUCCGAAGACGUGCCCAUGGUGCUAGUCGGCAACAAAUGCGACUUGCCCUCCAGGACUGUAGACACCAAGCAGGCUCAGGAUUUAGCAAGAAGUUACGGGAUCCCCUUCAUCGAAACCUCUGCAAAGACACGACAG
Molecule: messenger RNA, 584 nt
Organism: Thamnophis sirtalis
Lineage: Eukaryota; Metazoa; Chordata; Lepidosauria; Squamata; Natricidae
Source: RefSeq, a predicted model, not a curated record